GAUAGGGUGCGGACUGCGAAGUUCAGAAGGACUUCAGCUAGGCUCGAUACGAACGAUAACAACUACGAGCAUUGAUAAUCAACAGUAUGGAGGUCAACGAUGAGGCCAAGAGGAUUCUGGUUCAGGCGCUGGGCAAACUCUACAGCUCGCGCUCCCAGCGCGGAGGUGCACAUCUCCACCGAAGCCUGUUGCUUACCCUGGUUAUGCAGUCUGCCCGGGAUGUCUACUUAGCAGCGCAGCAAGCAAGUUGGGCAAUCACCUCAACUGAACCGGAGCAGCAAGAGUCACCCGCAGAGAAAACAAUGGAUACAAACCUUUUGAGGAGCGAUGUUCUUUGUCAUUCACAACCUGCGACCCCCCUUCACAAGGAUAUAGCGAUAUCCUCAGAAUACCAAACUAACUCAUACUCGCUGCUCUGCAGUGCAACCACUAGUCUAGAGAACAAGGAGAAUCUGGGCCCGAGGAGGCCUGGCGGUCAAGCAAGAAAAAGACGGGGCAAAGCAGCGGUGGAGCCUGACUUCCUCCCCUGCAAGAAACCUAAAAUGAUGGUACAGUACACCGGGAAUAGCGUCCGAAGGAACUCUGUUAAAUGCAAUCAUUUUUGUGGGGACUACUCUCGGCGGUUGACAAGCGCCAUUACAGCAUUUUGAAGUAGCAAUUUAGAAUUAUAUUCGUUUUGGAAUGUUAAAGAAACGUUUGUGGCUAAUGCAGGACAACAUUUUCUAGACCUGGCAUGAGUUUCAUAGCGAGGGGAGGCCGCAUAGACGCUAGAAUAUCCAGUGGUCUCCACUACCAGGUUGGAGAUGGGACAGUCCCAUGGAUUUUUCAGAGUUCUCUGAACAUUGAAUCGUUUGAGGAAGGUGGUAGCUGAUUAUCAGCUAAAUACUUCCUGUUCUCCCGCUAUUAGGGCGGAACUUCCCCCACCACUCCGGUUGAGCGAAAAGAGGGGAUGGGAGAACUGUGUUUGCUUUGCCUUCUUGGUCGGUGGUUCACAACCUUCUUCUGUUACUGCAUCGCCGAAUUAUUUUGUACUACCUGGACUGUCAAUGGAAUAUCCCCUCCUGUGCAUUUUACCAGUAAGCCUAUGGUAGACCAACAGUGAACUUCGUUGCUUCAUUACGCCUAUAGUCCAUGCAGAAUAAAAUAAUUAAUUUAGGAUUUUCAGUCAUUAGAUUAAAUUGUGGAGAUUUUAUAUAAACCCAUAUUGUACAGUUUAUCAACAUCACUGAUAACCAAUAAUGUGAAAAGAAAUAUUUAAAUGACUACCUCAUUUUUAUUGAUAAAAAAUGUUUUAUAC
Esox lucius (northern pike) is the source of this 1297-nucleotide messenger RNA. It is a transcript of the gene ier2a, whose product is annotated as immediate early response 2a. The record is from RefSeq and is marked provisional. Lineage: Eukaryota; Metazoa; Chordata; Actinopteri; Esociformes; Esocidae.